GCGGGUCGCUCCCGGCCUUCUGGGGCCCGCAGGGCUGCCCAGGGCGGGGACAGGAUCAGAAACACUGGCUCAGACAGAGGUCCCCCUGUUCCUUACCUGCUGCCCCCUGGCCGGUACCGGGCCCCCGCGGGUUCCAGGGAGGAUGGCAGCCUGUCUCCUAGGACAGAGAAUCCAGAGCAGGGCAGUCUCCCCUCCUGCUCGAAGGAGACAACACUGGAAAAGAACACGCAGGACACAGCUCACACCGACACGGAGCUCGAAUCCUCCAUGAUGCAAAAAAUCACCCUGUUGGAACAAAAAAUAGCAGAACAAGCACAAGAAAUCCAACUGAAGGAUAGGAGGAUUGCUGAGCUUGAAGAGAAGAUGAAGACUCUUCAGAAAGAAGAAGAUGCUCCUGACUCAUGCACAACAGAGGAACUGGAAAUCAGGUGCCUUCAGCUGCAGCUCCAGGUCUGGGAGAUGGAGCGGUUUCUGAAUGACUAUGGUCUGACUUGGGUUGGAGAGAGACAUGAAGAGCUGGAAGAUGUAGGACUGCUCAAGGAUGAAGAAGAGCUGCCAGGAAGAAGCUUCUGGAAGCCAGGUGAAGCAGUUGUUCCCCAACACCACGUUGAUUUUGAUUUAAUCUUGGAGAAGGUGAAGGAUCUGAACUUGCUGGCUGGAGAGGGCAUUUCUCACAUCGAGCACACGCCUGGAGGGGCUCGGCUGAGACAGCCACAACCCCUCCCUCUCACACUGUAUCAGAAUGGGAUUGUCAUGUUCAACGGGCCCUUCCGGCCCUAUGAGGACCCAUCCACACAGCAAUGCCUACAGGAUAUUAUGGAUGGCUAUUUCCCUUCAGAGUUGCAGAUGCACUACCCUGAUGGCAUCCCAUUGCAGGUCACUGACAGAAGGGACAUGGUAUUUCAGGAGAGACACCUUCCCGGGAGUUUUCCUGGUCAUGGCCAAGUGGUUGGCCAUUCAAAAUCAAGUGACGUGCAGGAAACCACCGAGAUCCCAGCCUAUUCUGAGGGCGGAUUGUUUGGCAAAAAGGUCACACGUGGACACUCUGCUUCAGCAGGUCCUAAAGUCUCCUUGGAGCAGCUUCUCAACAAGCUUUCCAAGCCCUUGAAACAUGGAGGAGAAGCAACUGGUGCUCACAACUCAGCCAGAGCAGCACAGCAGGGCUCUGACAAGGUGCGGAGCAGCCAAGAGAUCCUGGUGGAGACACCCAGGCUGCCUGCCCUGGAGAGAGUGAAGGUGGCUGAAGAGGCUGAGGCUCCUGCCCCCAGUGUCUGUGCUCUCCGCAUCAAAUCGGAGAGCGGGGAGCAGACGUACGCUGUGAGGAUGCUGCUCACAGAGACCAUCGGGGACCUGCGCCAGCACCUCGCCCGUGCCAGGGGUGGAGACUCCGACUCGUAUGAGAUCAUCAGUACCUUUCCCCAGAGGGUGUACAGGGACAACUCACAGAGCCUGCAGGAAUGUGGCCUGACCCCCAACACCUGCUUACUGCUGCAGAGAAGAGACCCCCACCAGCAAGAGGGCUGCAAACAGCUUAAGAACUCCUAG
Nestor notabilis (Kea) is the source of this 1545-nucleotide messenger RNA. RefSeq names its product UBX domain protein 11 (gene UBXN11). The record is from RefSeq and is a predicted model, not a curated record. Gene Ontology annotation, biological process: proteasome-mediated ubiquitin-dependent protein catabolic process. The annotation marks the transcript as partial. The transcript has 13 exons. NCBI's taxonomy places the organism in Eukaryota, Metazoa, Chordata, Aves, Psittaciformes, Psittacidae. Gene Ontology annotation, molecular function: ubiquitin binding.